Messenger RNA from Protopolystoma xenopodis, 786 nucleotides. The record is from the annotation of a GenBank genome assembly. NCBI's taxonomy places the organism in Eukaryota, Metazoa, Platyhelminthes, Monogenea, Polystomatidea, Polystomatidae.
AUGGUGCGUUCCGACAGUCGACGGGCGAACGGCGAGGUCGUGGAGGCGUCGAGAGACGUGAUGGAUGCCGACAAGCGCGGCUAUUCCGACCUCUUCGGGCCGGCCGACUCGAGAUUGUCGUCGGACCGGCUCGCCGGUCUGUUGGUCUCGUCGGCCUUCGGCCCCGAGACCGGAUGGCCCGGUUGGUCCGUGGGGUCUGGUGGGUCUGUGGGGGGCGGGGCCUCCGGAUGGACCGGUUGGCGACACCAACCGGCGCAGACACGCGAGACUGAAGCGGUAGAAUCGCGCAACGGCGAAGGCGACGGCGACGGCGAUGGCGACUCGACCGGCCGUCAGCCUCGUCGCCUUGCCUUCGCCGAAGAGCGCGAAAAGUUCGUGCUGGACGAGGCGCAAGUCGACGCGUUUGGGUCCGGCUCGGAGAGCAGCAAAUUGACUGCGUCAUCAACGUCGACGACGGGGACGGGGACGGCCUUGAGCAUCGUGCCAUGCGUCGCGAUCGAGUCGACGCGACAUCGCGACGCGCCGACGAGAGACGGGCCCGAGGCAACUGAGACGAAGAGGUGGGAGAGAGCAGAAAGUGGUCAUGGACAGAUGGGACGAGUGAUCGCGUCGUCUGCGUCGGCUACGCCGUCGACGUCGACGACGGGGAGAAGGUUUGAGACGAAAGGACUCGGAGCCGUUUGUCUACUCGCUCCCACGCCCGAGUCUCUAAAAUUGCCGCCACCACCGCCUCUACUUCUUCACCCAUCGCCACCGCUACAGUUUGCCGACUCGGUUGCUAGUUGA